Messenger RNA from Apis cerana (Asiatic honeybee), 5058 nucleotides. RefSeq names its product DM13 and DOMON_DOH domain-containing protein skeletor (gene Skeletor). Lineage: Eukaryota; Metazoa; Arthropoda; Insecta; Hymenoptera; Apidae. The record is from RefSeq and is a predicted model, not a curated record.
GAGAGGAAGGAUCGGCGAAGGAUAGGAUACUGUUUGUGCAAGAAAGGAGGGAAGGAAAACAACGCAACACGAGAUGUUGGGCAUGGACGAAAGAGGGAAAAGCGAGGCGAAAUGAGCGAUUCGAGGGAGCAAACAGAGCAGAAGGGGGGGAGGAGCGAGGUGGGCAGCGAGGAGAGAGAAAGAGAGGACGGAGAGCGAGAGAGCGGCGUGGCAAGGCGAGCCGGGGAUCGGGUAGUGGGAUCGACAAAGCUACCUGGAUCCACGACGGCCACUUUCGACGGCAGUAACCACGAAGACGCCAUGACGACACAAUCACCCACAUCGUCCACGACUCGGCUCUCAUCUAUCGGUCUAGUCGCGGCUAUUUACCUUCUUCUGGCGACACAGAUAUGCAGCGCGGCUUAUUACGGCAAGCUUAUUGGCAAGCUGUCGGAACUUCAUCACGGGGUGAGCGGUGAAGUUUACGCGGUGGACGGGCGAACUCUGUUCAUCAAGGACUUCACGUACGACGGCGAGGCACCAACCGCCUACUUUUACGUCGGCACGUCCAAGAGCCCCAAUGGGAAUGGAAUCAGACUUCGAGACGAGAGCGGAUCAUCGGACACGUUGAAGCGGUAUCGAAGGAAGGACAUCACGCUCACGUUGCCGGACGGGAAGACGAUGGCCAACAUCAAGUGGUUCGCCGUUUGGUGCGACGAAUUCUCCGUGAACUUCGGGGACGUGAGGAUACCAAGGGGAUUCGACUACCCGAAACCGCAAAAAUUGGCCGCCCUGAACGGAGUGCACGGGGUCAGCUCCGAACCGAUCGUGGUCGUUGACGCCCAAACUUUGUUGAUACCCAGUUUCAGCUACGACGGUGAGGCGCCUGAUGCGAAAUUUUGGGUGGGGGCUGGACCAACGCCAUCACCGCAAGGUAUCCGCGUGCCCGACGAGAAUGGAAAGGAGCAACCGCUCCGCCGAUACGAUCGCAAAGCCAUAGUGCUCACGUUGCCCGGGGACGUAACGAUCCACCAGAUCGGCCACUUCGGCGUCUGGUGCGAGGCGUUCGCCGUCGACUUCGGCCACGUGCAAAUUCCACAGGGUCUUAACGUGCCACCGUCCCUCAAGAUGCUCGGGGUUUCGCCGCAGUCGAAACUGAAUUGCGAAGUUCUGGAGGACAGGCUGGCUUUCGAGGUGCGAUGGGCCGUGGCCGGAGACAGCAUAGUCGCCCAACUCGUUGGAAAACUUGACGACGGACAGUACAUGGCGUUCGGAUUAUCAGCGGAUCCGGAAAGAAGCUCGAUGGUCGGCGGGGACGCGGUGGUUGCCUGGGUCGACAAGCAAACCCUUCAAGGUUACGCCGUCGAUUACUUCUUGGACGCGAAAUCGCAAUGUUCCGGAGGACGUGGCAGCUGCCCCGACACUCGCAUACAGGAGAACACGAAUUCCAUCCGAUUGUUGAACGCGGCGCUGGUCGACGGAUACAGCAUUGUCACGUAUCAGAGGCCAUUGAAGACGAGCGACGAGCUGGACCGUCAAAUCCUGACGAACCGGUCGCAGCCGAUCAUCUGGGCCGUCGGUCCGUUGAACGAGAGGCAAGAGGUCAGCUUCCACUCCGACUAUCUGAAAACGGACCGGUUCAUCGAUUUCGGGAGGCCGCCGAUCUGGAAUUGUCCCGUCCCGGACCACGAUCUUCACGAACCCUCCCAGAUAUUCAACAACGGCGACGAGCCCGAUCAGCAACUGGUCGCGACUACGAGGCGACCGAAUCGAGCCCCUGCGACGCCCGCGCCCGCCCCUAGGAACGGUGCAUGGGAAAUCCCGCCUAUUCAAUGUAACGAGCCGGAAGACGGAGUGUUGUACGCCCAAAUGGGGCCCACUGGAGGAAAACACGGAUAUCCAGCCAUCACCGGUCACGUUGGUUGGGGUAUCUCGUGGUAUAUAAACGGCCUGUUGAUUCCGGAGAUCAACGUGGUCCGCGGAAAGAAGUACAGAUUCGUGGUGGAAGGUGGAGAAAAUCCUGAAACCCCGGCUCGGUAUCAUCCCUUCUACAUUACCGACGAUCCUGUCGGUGGUUACCAACACAAAACACCCGAGGAGAAAGAGAAAGUGAAAAUAUUCGCGGGCGUGAAACGUCAACGGGGGGUGGUUCGACCAACGGGUGUCGGCCGUCUGUGCAACUGGCUGCCCGAUCAGAAUCAACCUCUGGCCGACGAUUUCACCUCGUUCGGCGCUUACCAACGUACCCUCACCCUGGAAUGCGACCACGGCGAGCCAGGUAUCGUGGAAUGGACCCCGGACGAGGACACGCCCGACACCGUGUACUAUCAGUGUUUCACGCAUCGUUAUCUGGGCUGGAAGAUAAACGUUCACGACAGCUGCGACGUUGAACCAGCCGGGAACGAGAAUCACGAGAUUUACGUCGAUCCGAAGAAGGAAGGGGGCAGGGAGGAUCUCGUGAUCAGCCCCAGCAUCCGCGAGGCAAGCAAGGUAACGCCAACGGCGGAGUUCUUUCAGCAGCAUCCUCCUCUUCUUCAUCAUCAUCAUCAUCAUCAUCAUCCCCCUGGUGAACACGGGCUUCGUUACUCUUACCAUCAAGCGACUAACCCUGACAAGCUAAGCACACCAUACACGCAGUUACUAACGACCGCUAACAACAACAACAACAACAACAACAAUUACCUGCGCUUGAAAUCAUCACCGUCGCCGUACGAGGAGCCACUCGUCUCGAAAGCUUCGUACAACGCGCCAGGCCUGGCCGCGUCAAUGCCCAAUCGUCACGAGGUACGCGUGAAGGAGCCACAUCGUCACGCGCACCUCGACCAAGAUCUCGUCCAGCCGCAUUAUUACAAUCAUCAUCAUCAUCAUUACAAUCAUCAUUAUCAUCAUCAACUACUACAACAACAACAACAACAACAACAACAACUCGCACCGAUCUAUCGCGAACAAUCGAUGGGAGUCACGAGGCUGACACCCUCCUAUACACCUGGCCGACAUCAAAUCAUGGAGAUCCAACCAGAGCUCCUUCGACAAUCCUCUAACCAGCAAUUGUCUAACCUCGUUGCAGAUAAUCCACGACCACUGAGCCACGGGACGAAAUACGUAUAUCCGGUUACCUCCAGCCCACAGAUCCCGUAUUCGAGGCCGGCGCCUCACCAUUACGCCACCAAUUAUCAUCAUCUUUAUCACCCACCCCCCCUCCCCCGUGAUCAUUAUCAAUACAACAACCAACCGGACCAGAGGACUCAACUGAUGCUCGUCAAGAGACCGGUGUUGACACGUCGACCGAUGUUGCAGACCGCCCAUACGAUGCCCCAGCCCACCCUCGCCCUACCGCCAAGAUCGAUCUUCAUGGAACGUAAGAAGACCGUGUACAGACCCCCCUCCCCCUCCUCCUCCUCCACUUACACGGGAAGGAGAACGGCGGAGCGACCCUCGUCGCCGGGUGACCAGGAUAACCCGCAGAUCGCCAAGCUGAAGAAAAUCGAGCGGGCCAAGCUCGAAACUAAAACGCCGAGCUUCGACGAUAUUUUCGUGACUCCUAUAAAACCUGCGAGAAACACGGGAUUCGAUCCAGAUUCUAUAGUGAUCGAGAGCGGGUUUAAACCUAUCAUCAGAAACGUUGAGAGCGUGGCUCAAAAGAGAAGUUCGGAGAAACUGGGGCAAGAAGAAGAGGAGGAGGAGGAGGAGGAGGAAGAGGAAGGAGGAGAAGAUGGUCGGGAAACUUCGAACCAUAAAGCGGUCGACAACUUCGAGCCGGUGUUCAUACCUUCCCCGCCCGUUCCCACAGUGGCUACAGUGGUCAAGAAAUCGAGGAAAAAGUCCGCCAAUGGCAAACCACGUGCAACGGAAAUGGACGACAUGGAGGCUGCCGCCGACAGGAUGAACGUUCAUUACUUGCCACCGAUUUCCUUUCCCGACAACGAUCCGCCACCCUCUCCCUUUCCCUCGCCUCCAUCCUCCGGCGUGUUGAUAACCUUCGAUGGAAAAAUGUUGAAGGAUUCCAGCCUGGUCAGAUCCAUUUCUGGCGUCGAGGAACAGUCCAAGGGCAAGCUCUCCUCGGACGUUCUCAGCAGAACGCCACAAUUCGGAAGGUUCAAAGGGGAGCUACCACCUCCCAUUCCCGGCGAGGUACGAUCGUUCGACGAUCGUUCUCAGCUCGAUAAGCGUCGCCUGUCGUCGUCGGAUCUCUCGAUACCACGAACGACGAAGAACACUAGGCUGACACUGGUCGAAAGAUCAAAGAGAUCGCCGCACGAAGGACACGUACACGUUACGGAUUUUACACGAACGAAUUCGAGCUCUGAAACAAAUCACCACCAACAUGGUAAAAAUUCAAUAUCAAUGCCUCCCGUCAACACCGGUCAAACAAUCGUGUUUAACUUGUUGUAUCUAGUUUUGGCCAUAAUCGUUUGUCACGUCAUUUGAUAAAGUUGUUUUCUCGAACGCGCAAACAUUAUAUCCGACAUUGUUUGAACUUUGAUUGGGAAUAAUAUAAAUGCUAAGUUGGACUUGUAAACUACCUGGUAUGAUUAGUUGACUGAAUCAUGGUUAACGCGUCAUCGUUUACCGCAUUCUUUACCGAUCCAGGAAACAACUUCCAAUAAUGAAUGAGCGUAAUGUACAUGUCUUCGCAGAUAGUAGACGAUGUAAUCGACACGAUAACACGGGAAAGGAAUAUAACUAACCUGAAAUAAUUUCUCUCUCUCUCUCUCUCUUUCUUUUUUUUUAAUUUUAUUUAUUCAGCUAUUUAUUAACGAAUUAUUGUCCUUUAUCGUACAAGAAAGAUGUCUAACCUUUAUUUGCAGCAACCAAACUAUUUCUGUCAGCUGUCGAAUAAAAUCGAUGGCUAAUAUGUAUAGUUCACCGGAUCUCCAAUAUACCUAGAACGUAAUAUCUUGAUUAUUCAAAGAGACAAACUGUUGACACUUUCCACUUUCGAGGUGCGACGAGGAAUAAUAAAUAGAUCUCGUUAUUCUAACCUGCUGUUGAUAUCAGUUUGUUGAAUUUUUAAGGUAUUAUAUAUAAUUGUACAUAAGUUAAAUUAAAUUGUUAAUAAAGAUCGUAUAAUGGAUCGAA